This is a messenger RNA of Scedosporium apiospermum, 20568 nucleotides long. RefSeq lists its product as uncharacterized. The coding region runs from base 1 to 20568 and encodes 6855 amino acids. Gene Ontology annotation, molecular function: phosphopantetheine binding; catalytic activity. Gene Ontology annotation, biological process: amino acid activation for nonribosomal peptide biosynthetic process; secondary metabolite biosynthetic process. The record is from RefSeq and is a predicted model, not a curated record. The transcript has 7 exons. Lineage: Eukaryota; Fungi; Ascomycota; Sordariomycetes; Microascales; Microascaceae. Gene Ontology annotation, cellular component: cytoplasm.
AUGGCCAACAGCGACGACGUCGUGUUUGGAUCAACUGUAUCAGGGAGAAAAGCUCAUGUCGCCCACGUCGAGCAGAUGGCCGCCCCAACCAUUGCCACGGUUCCAGUGCGGUACAAGCUCGAUAAAGGUCAAACGGUGAAUGAGUACCUGCAAACGGCGCGACGCCAAACUACCGAUAUGAUCCCUCAUGAACAAAUGGGACUCUCUCGAAUCGCCAAGCUAUCUCCAGACUGCCAGAGGGCGUGCGGGUUCCACAACCUGUUAGUUGUGCAACCGAACAAUAACCUAGAUGAGACGCCCGACUCUAUUUUGGGGAAGUGGAGGGACGAAGGGGAUAACAUCCACAAAUUCAACGCGUACCCUUUGAUGGUCGAGCUACGGUUGGGCGCAAAAGAGAUCUCAUGUAAGGCCAGUUUCGAUUCCCGGACCAUCACAGCACUUGAUGUGGCGAGGCUGCUAUCCCGGUUUGAUUGGGUCCUGCAGCAACUUUGCCGAGCCGACGUCGAGAUGACCCUCUCUGAUAUAGAUCUUGUGGAUACCCGGGACUUGGACCAGAUAUGGGCGUGGAAUGCGGUUGUACCCAAGGCUAGCGACCUGCCUAUAACCGAAUUGUUCCAGCGCGUUGUCCAUGCCCAACCGGAAGCUACCGCAGUUUGCGCGUGGGACGGCCAACUGACGUAUGGAGAGCUUGACAAGCUGAGCACGGUAGUGGCGAACUACCUUGUCGAGCUUGGUGUUGUACGGAAUCAGUUCAUCCCUUUGUGCUUCCCCAAGUCUAUGUGGGCCACAGUCGCCAUGUUGGGCGUGGUGAAGUCCGGUGCCGCCUUCGUCCUACUGGACGGCUCCCUACCCCGUCAACGCGUCGAGUUGAUCAUCGCCCGCGUUAAGCCUACAUUGGUUCUUGCCUCCCUAGACUACGAGCGCCUAGCUCGCGAGCUCCGCCAGAACACCGCCAUUGUUUCAUCUGGCUUCGUCGCCGAGCUGGGCACAAGAUACGAGGUGGCCUGCUCAGUUUGCAUCGAUAUGGACUCCAGUGUGUACGCAGUCUUCACGUCCGGUACGACUGGUACCCCAAAGGGAGUAGUCAUUUCUCACCGAAGCAUUGCCGCUGCCGUACACUACCAGGUACCGGCGUUCCAAUACACUUCGCAAUCUAGAAUAUAUGAUUUCUCGCCAUACAGUUUCGACGCCGCGAUUCUUGAUGCCUUUCUGGCCUUUGGAGCCGGUGGUUGUUUAUGUCUACCAUCUGACGAUGACCGGAAGAAUAACCUGACGCGGAGCAUUCGUGCCCUCCAAGCUAAUACGGUUCUACUUACGCCAUCAGUUGCGAGGCUGCUCACUCCUAGCGAACUUCCAGGGGUCGUUGUGAUCCUUGGUGGCGAAGCAAUCAGUGCCAAAGACAUUGAGCCGUGGUGGCAUAAUGUAUUCACCGUCUACGGGCCUAGCGAGUGCACCCCUGUGAGUCUCGUGAACCCAAACCCGCUGGGCACCAAACACGCCGCUCGCUUAGGAAAAGGCUGCGGUGUGAAUACUUGGGUUGUGCCUCCAGACAAUCAUGAUUUGCUGCUACCGCCCGGCUGUGUGGGCGAACUGCUCUUGGAAGGACCUCUUGUUGAUUCCGGUCACUACCUUCGAGAUCUAGAAAACACCGCCGAAGUAUUUAUCGAGACCCCUAAAUGGCUUCUUCGAGGACACGCUAGAGUGCCGGGUCGGAGGGGAAGACUGUAUAAGACAGGAGACCUUGUGACUUACAAUGAGGAUGGCAGUCUCAGCUUCGUCGGCAGAAAAGGCCUCCAGGUCAAGAUCCACGGCCAGAGAGGAGAGCUUUCCGAAGUGGAGAAUUGGGUUCAAGACCUCGUCGCGUUUUUGCAGAUCUCCGACCCCAACGAUCAAGGCCGUUUCCAAAGUCAAGGAACACACCGGAAGCGUCUUCGGGAAUUUGGCAGCUCCCUUUCGUCACAAGAGCUUGCUGCCAUGAAAACUGCGGGACAAGGCCCAAAGGAGCAGCCCACGACCCAACUUGAGCGGCAAAUGCAAACCAUAUGGGCGCGAGUCCUUCAGAUAGAUGUCGACGCCAUCGGCCUCGAUGACAGCCUUUUUAAGCUCGGUGGUGACUCCAUCGCUGCUAUGAAAGUUGUGGCUGAGGCUUCCAGGAUUAGAAUCACGCUAACAGUGGCAGAUAUCUUUCAGCGGCAAUCGCUACGUGCGGUUGCAGGAGCCUGCGCUGGGUCGUCCAGCAGUACAUUCCAGGGUGAUCCUGAGGCGUUUUCCCUCCUUGGAAUGGAUGUCAGCGCUAGAGAGAGGCUAAUACAGGGCACCAGCGAACAAUAUAACAUAGAACAGACAUCGAUCAAAGACAUCUACCCAUGCACACCUCUCCAAGAGGGUCUUCUAUCACUAACCUCCAAGCAACAGAAUGGGGAAUAUAUCCUUCAGGCCACACUCGACAUUGCUAAGGGCAUCUGCAUUCAUCGCCUCCGCAACGCUUGGGAGCAGGUCUACCGAGCCAUGGAUAUCCUUAGAACCAGGAUCAUUUAUCAGCACAAUUACGGAUUUCUCCAGUUGGUUGUGGAUGAUCAGAUUUCCUGGAUAAUUCCGAAAUCGUCGCUCGACGACUACCUCGCAUCUGACAAACGAGAACCAAUGGGGAUUGGGCAAGGCCUGACACGUUACGCCCUUAUUGAAGAACAAGGUGAAAUAAGGUGGCUGGUCUGGACCGCCCACCACGCCUUGUACGAUGGAUGGACACUCCCCAUCAUCCUAGGGGCAGUUAGUGCCGCAUACAACGGCGCCUCCGUGGAGCAGCAGCAGUCCUUGCAGUUCCGAUCUUUCAUCAAAUACAUUCAAAGUCGUGCCGAAGAUGAAACUGUAAAUUACUGGCGUCGCACACUAGCUCAUGGCGAGCACAUACUCUUCCCUUCACCGUUAUCGCCGGGGGACCUCACCGAUUCUUCAGUCCAUCAAACAACCAAGCAUAUCUUCUCUGUUUCAAAGCAACCUUCUCGCUCUUCGGGAAUCACAUUAUCAACGUUAGUUCGCGCUGCCUGGGCUUUGGUGUUGAGCAGAAUCACAAAUUCGAACGACGUGGUUUUCGGAGUAACCGUUUCCGGCAGGAACGCGCCGGUCGAGGGCAUCGCGGAAAUGGCUGGGCCUACAAUCGCUACGGUGCCUGUCCGCAUCAACACGCAGGCGCAACGGGACACAACUGUGUUCGCCUUCCUUCAAAUGAUCCAACAUGAGUCGGUAGAGAUGAUCCCAUACGAGCAGACGGGCUUGCGAAACAUAUCAAAGUACUCUGCCGACUGCCACCAGGCUUGCCGUUUCCACACCCUGCUUCUCGUACAAACGCAAGAAGAAUUCGCCGCUGGAGAUGUGUCCCUCGGCACCUGGCGGGACUUACACCGGCAACAAAACUCCAACACAUAUUCUCUCCUCUUAGAGGUGUGUCCGGGCGCGGACGGUAUCGUUACGGUUGAGGCCAACUUUAAUCCCCGAGCAAUAGAUCGCAGUAUGGUUAGAGCUGCCUUGGAACGCCUCGGAUGGAUUCUCUCCCAGCUUUCGCAAGCGGGGCCACAGAAAUUGCUCACUGACUUGGACAUUUGCACGGCCGAAGACCUGAACACUAUAUGGGAGCAUAGCGUGACGGUUCCCCAAGCUAUCGAGCGCUGUGUCCACGUUGCAAUAGAGGAUCAGGCAAGAAUUCGGCCAAAUCAAAUUGCUGUAUCAGCCUGGGAUGGUAAUAUUACUUAUGCAAAGCUUGACGAACUGUCCUCCGCUGUGGCGAGGUAUCUCACUGGAGUUUAUGGAAAGACGACUACUGUGGUCCUCUUCUUCGAGAAGUCCAUGUGGACGACAGUUGCCAUGCUUGCCGUCAUGAAGAUGGGAGCGGCUUUCGUCCUGGUGGACCCAACCCUUCCUCAGCAGCGCAUUCAAAGUAUUCUGAAACAGCUAGACGCUACCGCCAUUGUUUCGUCAGCAGUUAACCGGGAGCUGUGUGCUAGCCUAGUCGACACGGUCAUUACGAUUAGUCCAGAGUUUUGCGAAUCAUUAAUUUCGCCGCCAGCGGGACCCCUUGACAAGCAACACCUACCCGUCGUCUCACCGUCUUCCCUCUUAUACAUAGUCUUUACGUCUGGUAGUACAGGAGUGCCGAAGGGAGUCAUGGUAACCCAUCGAAACGUCUCAACCGCGAUUCACUAUCAGACAGAGAAGCUCGGGUACAGCCCAAAGUCUAGGGUCUACGACUUUGCCUCAUACAGCUUUGAUGUAUACAUCUGCAAUGUUCUUACUACCCUUUCUGUUGGAGGAUGCUUCUGCGUUCCCAACGACGCGGAUAGGAAGUCCAGGCUCCAAGAAAGCCUCAUUUCCUUCCGCGCCAAUCUCGUUGAGUUGACCCCUUCCGUCGCCCAAGUUCUUGACCCAGCACAGCUGCCGGACCUCGAGACCCUCGUAUUUGGCGGAGAAGCCGUCCAUAUUAGGCAUGUGCUUCCCUGGUGGGGCAAAGUACGGGUCUUCAACACCUACGGCCCCUCAGAAUGCACGUCGACGUCCACAAUCAAUACUAGUUCGGAUAGUGCGGAGAGUGCCACCGGUGUUGGUCACGGCGUUGGUGUCGUUACCUGGAUAUCCGAUCCCACGAAUUCGGAUAAGUUGGUAGCGCCCGGAUGUAUCGGUGAGCUUCUGUUGGAAGGCCCACUCGUGGGCAACGGAUACGUCAAAGAACCGGAGGAGACGGCUGCCGCCUUCAUUCAGGACCCCAAAUGGCUCCUCCAGGGAACUCCCUCCUAUCCUGGGCGUCGCGGGCGUAUAUAUAAAACUGGUGAUCUCGUCCGAUGGGAUCCACGACGCGGCUUGACGUUUAUUGGCCGCAAGGAUACCCAAGUCAAACUGAGAGGCCAGCGGGUGGAACUUGGGAAAGUCGAGCGCAGGGUUGCAGAGUGUCUGCAUGGGACCGGGAAAGACAUUUCCGAGGUCCAGGCUGUGGCGGAGAUUGUCACGCCUCAGGAAGAUGAGUCAAGAGCAGUUCUCGUGGUGUUUUUGCAGCAGGAGUCUUCUAUUGUCUCAAGUGCCGAUAUGGACAUAUUUGCCAUUCCUGGCGAUGUAGAGUCUCAGCUUGCGGCAGUGUUGCCCCAGUACAUGGUCCCUGCGUUCUUCAUUUCUAUACCUCAGCUCCCCAUGACACAGAAUGGAAAAAUGGAUCGCAAGAAGCUGAGGGAAAUAGGAGCACGCAUCUCGACAGAACACAUUGAGAACACCCGUGGCGACAUUGCAAAGCACCGGCGCGAGCCCCAGUCGGAAACUGAGAAGGCUCUUCACCAAAUCUGGUGCCGCGUGUUGGCUCUCGAACCCUCCCAGAUCGGCUUGGAUGACAACUUCUUCCGCCUCGGCGGCGAUUCGAUCUCCUGUAUGAGGGUUGCGGCUGAGGCUCACACGCACAGAAUGCAAGUUACUGUGGCGGAUAUGUUCCGGUAUCCCAAAUUGUCCGAGUUGGCCAACCAUAGCAAGGGAUCCACGGUUACGGAAGUCGAACGCUUAGCUCCUUUCUCCCUGGUCAGGGGUCGGGCAGACAUCACAUCCCUCGUCAAGGACAUCUCCCUCCGGCUCGGGGUUGAUGAAAGCUCAAUUGAAGAUAUAUACCCGUGCACUCCAUUACAGGGAGGAUUACUCUCACUUUCAAGCCAAGAAGAAGGCGAGUACGCCAUGCAAUUUGUGCUGGAACUAUCUCAAGAAAUAUCACUGGAGCGCUUUCGAGAUGCUUGGGGCCAUGUUGUUCAGGCUCUCCCAAUUCUUCGCACACGCAUUGUGCAACACGACAUCUUGGGCCUGCUCCAGGUUGUGCUUGAAGAGCAAAUUGAGUGGAUCGAGGUCGCCAACGGCCACGAUGGCGACCUCUCAGGGCGAUCAAGCCGAGAUUCCAUGUCCAUCGGCCAGAGACUUACAGGCUAUACCCUCGUCGCUAACCCCAGCGGCAUAUUUACUCGGUUCGUUUGGAACAUACACCACGCGCUGUACGACGGUUGGUCCCUCGGCCUUAUACUGGACUUGGUGACACGCGCAUACACAGGCCAAGGACGGGAAAUUGAUCCUCCUCAGUUUCAGUUGUUUAUCAAAUAUUGCCAGGACAAGCAGGGUAACCAAGCUACGGCCGACUACUGGCGUGAUGCUCUUUCGGACUGCGGCGCCACUCCAUUCCCGGCGCUUCUAGGAGAGGAUAAUAAUACGCCCCGGACAACCGCUAUUUUUGAAGACGAGUUCGAAUACGAUCACCAAAAUACCAGAAACCCGCACGUUACACCGUCAACUAUGGUUCGCGCCGCAUGGGCCCUCAUUCUAGGCUGCAUAACCUCUUCUGAUGACGUUGUGUUUGGGGCUACCGUCUUUGGAAGGAAUGCUCCUAUCCCGGAUAUUGGGAAAAUGCCAGCUCCAACCUUCGCAACGGUUCCUCUUCGAGUCCAAUUAGAUUCUAAUAAACUAUGUUGUGACUACUUACAGAAAGUACAAAAUCAAGCUACUUCCAUGAUUCCGUUUGAACAUAUGGGAUUGCAGCGGAUCGCCAAACUGUCAGACGACUGUCGUCGAGCGUGCAUGUUCCAAACACUUAUAGUCAUUCAGCCUCAAGACGACAACACCAAUACCCAGAGCCAUACAGAACUCGGCAGAUGGCUCGAUGCUAGUAAAGAGCAGGGCCCGCAUACGUAUCCGUUCACAGUCGAGAUAUUCAUCACGGCCGCCUCGAUCAAGACCACCGCUCAUUUCGACCCGUCUGCCAUUCAACCUUGGCUAGUACGUGCCUUAUUGAGAAGAGUUGAGACAGUAGUAUACCAACUUUCCUCAGCAGGCCCGUCGCAAUGCUUGUCGAGUAUCAAUGCGAUGGCCCAGGAUGAUAUGGACAGGAUUUGGGGGUGGAAUAAGGUAUCGCCCGACCCGAUUGACCGGUGCGUGCAUGAGAUGAUUGAGGAACGUGUUCGCACCCAGCCAGAUCUGCCCGCCAUUUGUGCCUGGGACGGGAGCUUUACCUACUCCGAGCUUGACGAAAAAGCCAUCUAUCUAAGCAAGUGGCUCGUUGCCAACCUUGAUCCCAUAUCAAACACGUUCAUCCCUCUCUGUUUUGAGAAAUCAAAAUGGACUCCUGUAGCCAUGCUAGCCGUUAUGAAGGCAGGAGCUGCAUUCGUACUGCUGGACCCUUCCACACCACGGGCGCGGCUUCAGGAGAUCUCUCAGCAGUUGGGGAACAGCCUUGUUUUAUGCAGCGCUUCCUGUCAGGAAUUAAGCCUUUUACUGGGCCAGAGAGCUCUAACUGUUGAUCACGCGUUCUUCUCCGAGGACCUCACCAACGGGAAUAUUCAUCACGCAGCACUUCCAUCAGGACGCCCAUCUGACAUCAUUUAUCUUCUGUUCACCUCCGGUAGCACAGGAAGGCCGAAGGGUACCAUCAUAACGCAUCGGAGAGCCGCAACCGCUCUGGUCCAUCAGCCGGCCAAAUUCGGGUUCGCAUCCGAAUCGCGGCUCUACGACUUCUCGUCGUACGUUUUUGACGCACCAAUAUUUAAUACCCUGAACAUGCUCGAGUCUGGCGGCUGUCUUUGCAUUCCGAGCGAUGGAGACCGCCAGACCCGCCUUUCCCAAAGUUUUGUCUCUCUCCAAGCUAACACCAUUCUCCUUACCCCGUCCGUCGCGAGGAUCCUCCGCCCUGAGAAAGUUCCUGGUUUGCACACAAUCAUCUUUGUCGGUGAAAAGUUGACUGUUGGGGACGUUGAACCUUGGUGUACGGCCGGAGUACGCGUUAUCAAUGCGUAUGGCCCUUCGGAAACCACUCCAGCUUCGAUCAUGGCCAGUAUCACCAACUCUGUCUUGGCUAAGCAGUCGCAUGACGCCGUCAUACUGGGAAAGGCCGUGGGCCAGAUUGCGUGGAUUGUCGACCCUGGAGACCAUAACCGCCUUCUCCCGCCCGGAUGCACUGGCGAGCUUGUUCUCGAGGGGCCCUUGGUGGGUCAAGGUUACCUUGAUGAGCCUGAGAAGUCGGCGGAAGUUUUCAUCUCAUCCCCACCCUGGUUGUUACAGUUCGCUCCCAGUGACGAUGAUCAAUUAUUAAGAGAGGGGAGAAUGUACAAAACGGGAGAUUUGGUACGCUAUAAUGAUGAAGACGGCAAUCUUGUCUUUCUCGGGCGAAAAGACUCUCAGGUAAAGAUUCAUGGCCAGCGAGUCGAAUUAGGAGAAGUCGAGGCUAGGGUACAGCAGGCCGCGGCAGGUGUCACCCGAGUAGCUGCAGAGCUCGUUACAACAGACACGCCGCGUGAAUGCAAGUUGCCAACCACGGCCUUGGAGCUUGUCGCCUUCUUGGAAAUGGGUGACGCUGUAGGAAAGGACGCACAGGUGGAGCUACUCGGAGUGGAAAUCAUUGAUCAACUAAACGAACACCUCCCAACACACAUGGUUCCGAGUACCUUCAUUUCCUUACAGUUUCUACCCAUCACCGCCACUGGAAAAGUGGAUCGCCGUGAGUUGAGGCGGAUCGGAUCGCAUUUGAUCUCCCAAGAACUUGCUCAGUCCAGGCUAUUGGCGGGCAAGCGACAACCGACAACCGAGCUGGAACGGCAAUUACAAGAGAUCUGGGCCCAAGUUUUGAACCUAGACCCCAAAGCAGUGGGCGUGGAUGACAGCUUUUUAAAGCUUGGUGGUGACUCCAUCACAGCGAUGCAGGUGGCCUCCUCAUUUCGAGGCGUAGGCAUCACUAUCCGCGGCGCCGACAUCAUCCGGCAAAAGACCAUCUCGAACCUUGUCAAAGCCACCGUGGUUUCCAAGGCGGCAAAAAGGACACCUCAAAAUCAAAAGCACGGCCUAGCAACGGUCGGCCACCAUCAACCCGAUGAGAAGGGCGUAUUAACUCAGCUCGGACCAAUACAGAGGCUUUACUUCGCCAUUCAACCCGACCCUACAGUCUGCUUCGACCAGUGCUUUCUUCUCGAACUCCGUCGUCGUGUUUGCCCUAAAACUCUCAACCAGGCACUAGCGGACAUUGUCAAGUUACACGAGGCUCUACGUUGGCGGUUCUUCAUGAGCGAGACUAGCAACUCAUGGGAGUCUUACGUUACUGACGAGGUUCUCGGAUCAUUCUAUUUCAGCAUAGAAGGCCCGCAGAGCAAUUCGGCGGAAGUCGACGCCAUCUCCGCUUGUCGAGGCCGACUCAACAUCCAAAGAGGCCCUCUUCUUUCCGCCGUAUUUUUUGACGGAGACGACGUAGACGAAAGCAAGAGCCAAAGGCUGUUCAUCUCCAUUCAUCACCUUGUUGUUGACUUGGUGUCGUGGAGGGUCAUACUUGGGCAGCUAGAGAAGCUCCUGGAUGGACAAACAACCGCCGUACCAUCCUCCGUCGCUUUUUCGUAUUGGACCGAGUCACAGGCUCAGUACGCAGCCAAGAAUCUCCAGCAAACCAGUAGUUCCGAUUAUCCUACCCUAGGCGGAGAUGAUAGUGCUACUUUUACAUCAUCUUCAUACUGGGGCAUCGAGAGUGCCUCCAACCAAGUAGGCGAUACCCUUGUCAAGGAGUUCGUCCUGGACGAAGUCACCAGUUCGGCGAUUCUCGGAGAUUGCAACAUCACCAUGAGUACGCGUCCGCAGGAACUCAUAAUCUCGGCUUUGAUAUUUUCGUUCAACAAGACUUUUACCGAUCGCCCGCCCCCCAAUAUCUUUACGGAGGGGCAUGGUCGAGAGGCCUGGACAGAGGAAAUCGAUAUCUCAUCGACGGUCGGCUGGUUCAGCACUCUAUUUCCCGUUCGGGCCCAAUCUUAUGACGCGGACGCUAGCCUCAGGAACAUUAUUCGAGAGACAAAAGAUGGCCUGCGCACUCUUGCUCGCAACGGGUGGUCCUAUUUUACAGGCCUCUGCCACACCGAGCCAGGAGCUAAACUAUAUGCCAAGAACCAUUCUCCGUUUGAAGUCGUCUUCAAUUUUGCCGGCCAGUACCAACAGUUGGAGCGAAAUGAUGCCCUAUUUGGGAUGCUAAACCUCCCGAGUGGAUGCGAGCCAUCAUCAAGCGCUAACACUCGGAGGUUCUCGCUCUUCGACGUCGAUUCGUUUGUAAAUAGAGGGCACCUCACCGCCAGAGUUACAUAUCACAAGGCCAUGCAGCACCAGCCACGCAUUCUUGCCUGGGUCGGCGAGUACGAAGCGACUCUAAAAGAGGUGGCAACAACACUACCUAGGUGGGCACUUGAUUGGACCCUGGCUGAUUUUCCGCUAGCCUUCAAACGCUACGGCGAUCUCGACCUGUUCAAAGCCAAGUGGUUAGUUGAAAGAGGAAUCAAGCUAGCUGAUGUUGAGGAUGUUUACCCGUGCUCGCCGGUGCAACAGGGCAUUUUGAUUGCCCAGGCCAAAGAUCCAAGGAGUUAUAGUACUUGGUUCGAAAUUAAUGUUCGGGUUGGCAGGAAGGAUAGCAAGCCCGGCGUCUUGGAUGUGCCGAGACUCAGGACCGCCUGGAACGCUGUAGUGAAGCGGCAUGGCCUCCUCCGCGCUUUACUUGUGCCCCAGCUCCCGGGCAGCGACGGACCGAUGCACGUGGUCUUAAAGAAUAUAGAACUGGACACUGUACUGAGGACAUCAAAGGUUACGACAGCAAAUGGAUGGCUGCAAGAAAGGAGAUCAGUGUCCCAAGGAAACGACCAGACGGCGUUCGCUCCUCGGUAUUGUCUCUCUAUACACCACCCCGACGCGGCAAGCGCUUGCCUUCGAUUCGAAAUGAACCAUGUAAUAUGUGACGGCUUCUCGUUAGGGCUUAUGGAGGCCGACCUCAUCCGGGCCUACGAAGACGGAGGAGAGCUGCCUCCUGGCGGCUCAUAUUCGACCUUUAUAAGCUACCUCGCCCAACAACCCCGGCAAGCCGGCAUCGAUUUCUGGCAACUGCAGCAGCUCCGAAUGCGCCAGUGCAACGCCCGUACUCGUCCCCAGGCUCGACAGCAAAAGACUACACGCCUUCUGCGCGGAGUGGGACCUGACACCUGCCACAAUCAUACAGACGGCGUAGGCACUGGUUCUGGGCAUAAGCUUGCUAGCAAGGCCGAGUCGGUGAAGGAAGGCCAACUCACUCUAGAACACGGGGAUCACUUCGACCCUACCGAGUAUGACGUUGUCGUACAUAUGGGAGACGACAGUGCCCAGAUGAAAAUUUUGCUGUCCUUCCGGCCGGGCUGCCUGUCUUCAGCCGACGCGGUCAAGCUGGCCGAUCGCUUUAGCGAGGCCGUUUUCGCCAUUGUUUCAAACCCUUCAGUAACCCUCGGCGGAAUUAGCCUGCUAGGAGAGGAGGAAGCUGCCCAGAUCUGGAGAUGGAACAGCUCCGCCCUUGUUCCGGUGGAGCGCUGUGUGCAUCACAUCGUUGAAGAUGUAGUUCGGGCCGUACCCAAUGCCCCGGCUGUGCAUAGCUGGGACGGCGACUUAACCUACUCUGAGAUGAGCUGCAACGCCGAAACUCUGAGCGAAGCUCUUGUAGCUGUAGGUCUUCGGCAAGGCGUUAUGGUCCCGCUGUGUUUUGAAAAGUCGAUGUGGGCGCCCGUUGCGAUGCUCGCCGUACUCAAAACUGGCGCGGCUUUUGUCCUCCUAGAUUCGCAGCUACCGGUAGAGCGCCUCCAGACAAUAUGCCGGCAAGUCAACACUAUAGAUGUGAUUCUAACGUCCGAAAAGAACGUUGCGUUGGGCCAAAAGCUUGCGAGAACUGUCGUCCAAGUCAGCGCUGCAACGAUCGCUGACAUGGGUAAAGAGAAGAAGGCGCGGAAUGUCAAACUGGAACGGCACCUGGGAAGGACGAGGUUGGCGAUAUUGCAGUCAGCACCGUCUCAAUCCCAGCCCUCAUCGUCUGCGAUGUUCGCUGUAUUUACUUCCGGCUCUACGGGAACCCCCAAGGGCGCAGUGCUCACCCAUUCGAAUUUUGCCUCAUGCCUCGCGUACCAGACAGAAAAGCUCGGUUUCCACCAGGAAUCCAGAGUGUUCGACUUUGCUUCCUACGCGUUCGAUAUUGCUGUCCACAACCCAUUUGCAGCCUUCACGACUGGCGGUUGCCUCUGCAUCCCGUCUGACGAGGAUCGGAAAAGCGCUAACAUCGGCAAGAUCAUGGCUGACAUGAAAGUUACUAUCGCAGACUUGACCCCGUCUGUCUCUCGACUGAUCGAUCCAGGCAUCGUUCCCGAUCUCGAAACGCUGAUUUUGGCAGGUGAGCCGGUGUCAGUUGACGAUGCGUCGCGUUGGUGGAGUACGGUCAAUGUUGUGAACGCGUACGGCCCAGCCGAAUGUAACAUUGUCACCGUCAACGCUGAUGCCUCAACUCCUUCCGAAGCCACCAGCAUCGGCAAAGGUCUGGGGGUCAACACGUGGAUUGUGGACCGCAACGACACAGAUAAGCUCUUACCUCCAGGCUGCGUUGGCGAGCUCCUGCUGGAAGGCCCGCUGGUUGGUCAAGGCUAUCUGAAUGACCCAGAAAAGACGGCGGCAGCCUUCAUCCAUGAUCCGGUCUGGCUACUGAAGGGAACCAAUCAUCACGCCGGCCGUACGGGGCGGCUCUAUAAGACGGGGGACCUAGUGCGAUACGGGGACUUGGAUGGUAACCUAACAUUCAUCGGCCGCAAGGAUGGGCAGGUAAAGAUACGGGGACAACGUGUUGAACUAGCGGAGGUUGAAUUUCACGUCAAGGAGUGCAUUCCCGGUGUCACACAGGUCGUUGCCGAGGUUGUGGUCCCGCCAGCGAAAAACAACUCAUCUCCUGGUCGGCCAAUUCUAGCCGCAUUCCUCCAGAUGAAUCUCGAUGACGAUAAUUACACUGAUGAACGAAGUGAGAUCAAAGUCGUGCCUAUGACGGCCGACCUGGAGCAGAAUCUAGCCAGCCGCCUACCCUCGUACAUGAUUCCGGGUAUCCUAUUUUCCUGCCGUCAACUUCGCAAGACUGUCACGGGAAAGAUCGACCGGAGGCGACUUCGCGAGAUUGGGGCUUCCUUCACUAGCGAGCAGCUGGCUGACGCUCAGACGAACGGACGGCCCAAACGGCAGCCGGAGACCGACACACAGCGGAAAUUACAACGCGCAUGGGCCCAAGUGCUCGGCCUAUCGCUCUCCUCGAUUGGCCUCGACGACAGCUUCUUUCACACCGGCGGGGACUCCAUAGCUGCCAUGAAGCUAGCCGCCGAAGCCCGUGACCUUGGUUUGAACCUUGCCGUAACCGAUAUUUUUAUGCGGCCAAGACUCAGCGAAAUGUGCCAGGGUCUCUCUGUGUUAGAUGAGAUGAUUGAUGACAAAAUACCCCGGUGCGAUGCCUCGGUCUCCGUUCCUCUAUCGUUGGCUCAGGAACGACUCUGGUUCAUGCAGGAAUUGCAUCCGAAUUUGAACUGGUACAACAUGACUAGUGCUAUCCAACUGUCGGGCCCUCUAUGUCUCAGAGCUUUGGAGACCGCCUUUUCUGCCCUCCGGAAGCGCCAUGAGUCGCUUCGGACUACCUUCUCAAUGGAGGACGGCGUAAGCAAGCAGGUCGUCCAUCCUUUUGUACCUGAGCCCUUGGAGGUCGUGCACCUGGCUUCGACAGCAGACGGCCGUGUAGACGAAGAAGCACUACGGCAGGCCCUUCAGCAAGACCAGGUGGUUCCAUUUGAUCUCCGAGCCAAGGCCCCUUGUAGGAUUCGAAUCUAUCGACGAGGGCCUCUCGAUCAUGUUCUGUCUCUCGUCAUUCACCACAUAAUUUUUGACGGCUGGUCCGCGAACAUUAUAUGCCGAGAACUGGCUAUUAUGUACUCCCGUGCUAAGCAGGGUCUCGAUCCUCUGACCUCGCCGGAGCUCGAGGCACUGCCCAUUCAGUACAAGGAUUAUUCUAUAUGGCAGAUCCGACAAACAGCUGUGGAGAAACAGCGCCACCAGCUCGAGUACUGGGUCAACCAGCUCGCGUCUAGCCGGCCGGCGGAGCUACUUUGCGACAAACCCAGACCGAGCGCAUUGUCGGGGAAGGCAGAGCUUCAGAACUUCCACAUCGACGGGCCGUUGUAUGGCCAGCUGCAAGAGUUCUGCCGGUGUCACGGUGUGACUCUACACGUUGUCCUCUUGGCUGCGUUUCAGUGUACGUUGUAUCGCCUCACAGGCUAUGGUGAUACCACUAUUGGCGUCGCGAACGCCCGUCAUAGACCCGAGCUCAAGAAUAUCAUUGGCUUCUUCGUGGCAGUCCAGUGCAUCCGAACCAAGGUAGACGAGGAAGAUUCUUUUAUCAACCUGGUUGAGCAACUACAGGAGACGACUAAAGCCAGCUACGCCAACCAAGACGUCCCAUUCGACAGAAUAGUGUCCGAGUUCAGCAAGAAUAGGAACAGAGAUUUGUCCCGCCACCCUCUGGUGCAAAUCGCUUUCACCGUACACUCGCAGAUUGGUGCAGGUACGCUGAGUCUGGACGGAAUAGAAGCCAAGCCGCUCCCUACAACAAACACCUCGCGAUUCGACAUGGAGUUCCACUUCUUCACCGAAGCAGAGGGUGUGCGUGGUGACCUCGUGUACUCGACUGACCUCUAUUAUGCAUCGACUAUUAGCAACAUGCUCUCGAUCUACCGUAAAGUGCUGGGAGAGGUGCUUAAUACGCCUAGCGAGACCGCCAUCUCUCAACUGCCGCUUCUGACUACGGAGAGGUAUUCUCAACUUGACAAGAUGGGCUUCGCGAACACUCACUACUCCUCGUACCCCUCCGAAUCAAGCGUAGUGGACAUCUUCCGACAGGAGGCGUCUCGUUAUCCAAACAGGGUGGCCGUCAAAGACCCCUCAAGCCAACUCACGUAUGCCCAGCUCGACCGCGCCUCGGAUCGACUUUCUGGCUGGCUUUUACGGCAGCAUGGGUUAGAACCCGGACAUCUAAUAACUGUGAUCACGAGCCGAUCUUGCCUCACAGUAGUCGCAUUCCUAGGUAUUCUGAAGGCCAACAUGGCAUACUUGCCAUUUGAAGCCACUGUACCAGCCGGCAGGAUUGAAGGAAUUCUAGGCACACUCGAGCCGCAACGACUCGUCGUCUUACUAGGCCAAGGCGUCCCACCACUAGUCCUGAAUCCAGGAGCUGAAGUCAUGUUCGCUAACAUAUCUGAAAUUCUACGACUACAUGUAGGCGAAGGGCCCAACCGCGACGGCAGUACCACCGAGUUCGCUAUUCCGGCCGGACCGUCACCUACCAGCCUUGCCCACACCAUGUUCACAUCAGGCUCAACUGGCAAACCCAAAGGCGUCAUGAUCGAGCAUCGUAGCAUCGUCCGGCUUGUUAAGAACAGUAACGUAGCAGAUGCUCUGCCUUCUCCAGUUACCAUGGCCCACAUAUCCACCAUCUCCUUCGACGCUGCGACGUGGGAGAUUUACGCGGCCCCGCUCAAUGGUGGGAUGGUGGUCUGCAUAGACAAGGAUACCCUUUUGGAUACGAGUCUCCUGACUCAAAUAUUUCAUGACGAAGGGGUCAAUGCCUCGUUCAUGACAACCGCUUACAUGAAGGAAUGCCUUAGCCACGAACCUUGUCCAGUUGGCGCACUCCAGGUUUUGCACGUUGGGGGUGAAAGAACGGAACCAGAAGAUCUGAUUGCGGCGCGAAAGAUGGUCAGACACGCUUUAAUACACGUCUAUGGACCGACGGAAAAUACCAGCUUCUCAACGCUGUGGGAGGUUCCAGCUCAUAACAUCCAACGAGAUGAUACAUUCACCAACGGUGCGCCCCUCGGUCGAGCCGUCAGUAACUCGGGAGCUUUUGUCAUGGAUGCAUCCCAGCGUCUCGUCCCACUUGGUGUCGUCGGCGAACUAGUUGUUACGGGUGAUGGCCUAGCACGAGGAUACACAGACUCAGCUAGAAACGCGAAUCGGCUUGUCAACGUCACACUCGGGGGCGAAACUGUUCGAGCCUACCGGACAGGCGACUACGCCCGUCGCCGACCGCACGACGGCCUCAUAGAAUUCUUUGGACGCGCCGACGGGCAGGUCAAGCUGCGAGGUAACCGUAUCGAGACUGGAGAAAUCGAGCACGCACUUCUCAGCCACACACGUGUUCAAUAUGCAGUAGCUAUGGUGCAUAAGCCAGAGGGUCAAGACGGUCGGAUUGUCGCCUUCGUCGCCCUCCAUGGCCAUGAGUCUAACGGUAGGGGUAGCGAGCCUGGCAUCGAUUCGGAUGACAUGGUAUCUCUUUAUGAGGAGCUCACCGAUGCCCUUAACAGGAAGCUUCCGGCAUACAUGAUCCCCAGCUCCAUCAGUGUCGUCGAUAGAAUGCCCAUGAAUGUCAACGGUAAGGCCGACCGGCAGGCCCUACAGCAGGGUACCUCUCUACACAUCCUGCCACUUCAAAGGGACAAAAAGGCAUCAAAGCGAGUACCAUCAUCCGAGACGGAGCGGAAACUCGCCGAAAUCUGGGGCCAAGUUCUCAACAUUAGUCUUGACAUUGUGGGUCUCGACGACAGCUUCUUCCGACUCGGCGGGAACUCGAUUACGGCCAUGAAAUUCGUCAGCUACGCUCGCAAGGCUGGCUUUAACUUUACCAUAACUGAAAUCUUCCGUUUCCCCAAGCUUGGUCUUCUCGCAGAAUCUGCCGAAAAAGCCAAAAUCCCGCAUGUCAAUGGCCGUGGUAACGGGAACGAAAAUAGAAUGAUAAUCAAGAGUCUUGGCUCGCUAGACGGACCAGUAAAUCAGUCUUUCGCGCAGGCCCGUCUCUGGUUUCUCGACCAGCUCUAUCCAGGCCUUACCUGGUAUCUGAUGCCAUUUCCGAUGGAUAUUCACGGUCCCCUGCACACGGGUGCUCUGCACGCAGCUCUCAUGACAUUAGAACGUCGUCAUGAGACGCUCCGAACAAUUUUCAGCACUUCCGAGUCAGGGCUCAGUCUACAGACGGUCCUGGCGUUUCAAGAAAGGGAGCUUAAAAUGGUUGAUGCGUCGUCGGUGGAGGAGGUUCUAAAAGACUUGGAUCAAGAGCAUUCUGUCCCUUUCGACUUGCGAGUUGAGCCAGGAUGGCGGUUCAAGCUCUACCAUCUCGGCGAUGACCAUCAUGUGCUUUCUAUAGUCAUGCAUCACAUUAUAUCCGACGGCUGGUCUUUAAACGUUCUUAGCAAAGAGCUAGAGACAUUCUACUCAGCUGCAGUCCAAGGCGAGGACCCCCUCUCGCAAGUGCUUCCUAUUCAAUACCGAGACUACUCCGUCUGGCAGAAUGAACAGAUCGGGCAAUAUGGAUUCGAUCAACAACUAGACUACUGGGCGAGCAAGCUAGCUGACAGUCAACCCGCUACCUUCUUCUGUGAUAAACCUCGCCCAGCAACGUUGGCGGGCAACGCGCAAGUGGAGAAGAUUCGAAUUUCUGGGGAACUCUACCGCAAACUGCGGAAAUUCUGCGAACAGCGGGAUGUGACGCCAUUCAUGGUCCUACUCGCCGCCUUUAGGGCAGCGCAUUUCCGAUUGACAGGGGCCGAAGACGUCACUAUCGGCACGCCAAACGCCAACAGGGACAGGUUGAAGGUCGAGAACUUGAUCGGAUUUUUUGUCAAUAUCCAGUGCAUUCGCAUCACUGUUGAAGCGGAAGAAUCGUUUGAAAAUUUGGUGGAGCAGGUGAGAGCGACCGUCACCUCAGCGCUCGAUAAUCAAGACGUCCCUUUUGACCACAUCGUUUCCCGCGUCUUAAAAUCGGCUAAACGGGACCUCUCUCGGCAUCCCUUAGUCCAAGUCGUACUCGCCUAUCAUUCUCAGCAAGAGAAGCAGGGCCUCUGCUUUAAAGAUGUCGAGGUAGAAGAAAUAUCCCCACCACCAUCGACAAGAUUCGAUCUUGAGCUACACUUUCAUCAAGAGUCGGACAGGCUUGACGGUACCCUAUGCUACUCCUCAGAUCUUUAUAGCCUCCCAACUAUCCACAAUAUUCUCUCCACCUUUACAACAGUGCUGGAAAGGGUGUUACAGGCUCCUCGUGUGGGAAUCGGUGCCCUUCCCCUGCUUACUGACGAGGCCCUCGCCGAGCUGAAGACAUUCGAGCUGACAAAGAUUCGCGAAGUAUCUUAUCCCAGGGAUACAAGUGUGGCCGAUGUAUUCCGCCAACAAGUGGCUUGCAACCCAGAGAGGGUCGCCGUCAAGGAUUCAAGUUACCAGUUGACAUACAGAGAACUGGAUGAGUUCUCCGACACAAUUGCGACUUGGCUCCUCCUCCGCAAGCCAGAAAUGGCCGCCAAGACAUUGGUGGGGGUGUGGGCUGCCCGUUCCUGUCAGACCAUCGCCGCAUUUCUGGGCAUCCUCAAAGCGAACUUGGCCUACAUUCCGCUAGAUCCCCAGUCAUCCAUCGACGUCGAGUUUGUUCAUAUUCAAGAUAUUGGGAAAGAAGAAGCCGUUCUACGCCACAAACAAAGAUGCGGGAACAUAGUCGAACUCUUGGCUAAACGAUGUUCACCAUCAUCAAGUAGCCUGGCUACUGUCAUGUUUUCCGGUGGUUCGGACCCGGAAGGCAUCCUGAUCGAGCAUCGAAACAUCACACAACUUGUGGUAUCUGAAGCGAGUUUGGCACGAUAUAUAACCCCUGCAGCAUCAAUCGCUCACAUGUCCAAUAUCGAGUUUGAUGUCGCGACCACGGAAAUCUUUUCCGCCUUGCUCACCGGCCGUACGCUUGUUUGCAUUGACAGUUCAGUUAUUCUCGAUCCCAGAAAACUAGCCGAAAAGUUUAUGCAGGAAAGGGUUCGGAGCGCCGUGUUCUCCGCGUCGCUUCUAAAAAAGUGCCUCUUAGACGAUUUCUCGACAGCAGCCAUCUGCUCAAUUGACACCAUCUACACAACUGGGGAGGAGGUUGACCCUCGAGAUAUAGCGUUGGCUAGCAGCCUCGGCUGCAGAGUUGUGAACUGUUACAGACCUACGGAGCAUACACCCAUAGCAACUACCUACCUGAUUCAAACGCAGGGUACGUUUGCCAACGGUGUCCCAAUUGGGAGGCCAGUAGCCAACUCCAACGCCUUCAUCGUGGACGGAGAAAGGCGGCUCGUCCCCCUGGGCGUUGUCGGGGAGCUUGCGAUUACAGGAGAUAGCUUGGCCCCUGGUUAUGCUGACCCUGUGCGAAGUCGAGGCCGUUUCAUCACCACUGCCAGCAGCACCGGAGGUACACCUGCCAAGGCAUACCUAACUGGCCAGUAUGUACGAUACCGACCAAUUGAUGGACAGCUGGAAUUCGUAAAACGUGUAGGCAAGAUGCCGAUAAACGAUAGUGGCGAAAUCGAUCACCGCGCUCUCGGCAGAUUGAGGCCUACUGCUACGCCAACGGAUUCCAUGCCGCCAGCGGACACUACUAGCCGACAGCCGGUGUCACAAGCUCAGCGCGACAUGCAGGCCAUUUGGGGCAAGGUUCUGGGCAUCGACACAUUCACGAUUGGCUUGGAUGAUAAUUUUUUCGAACUAGGCGGCAACUCCAUUGGAGUAAUGCAGCUCGUCGCCGAAUGUCGAAAAGCCGGGGUGCAAAUCUCUGUAGCAGACACUUUCCGGUCCAAUAGCCUUGAGGAACUAGCCACUUUGGCAGCACCCACCAGCAAAUCAACGGGGGUCCCAAAGGAUGAAUCCGUUCCUUUUGACGCCGAGACGAAGAGGUCGCUCAUCGAGGAAGCUUACGCAUCAGGCGUCGAUGCGAUCCAACCUGGGAACAUCGAGGAUAUCUUGCCCCUUACAAACUUUCAAGAAUUAUGCGUCGAAACUCCUGAUGCUUACAGGCAGAAUCGCAACUACCUACGCCUCUUCCUUGGCCCCGAAGUCGACUUGAGAAAACUUGAGAGGGCAUGCAGCGCAGCCAUAGAAAAUAUCCCUUUACUGCGCUCUUGUUUCUUACCCCUCCAUGGAAAGCAUCGUCAGGUUGUGCUUGAGCAGAAUCCCACAGCCCAGAUUUCAACCGUCGAUGUAGAUCUGGCCCACUUUGAUAAAUUCUUUGACGAGUUCUGUCUCCGGGACAUCGAAACCCUCUCCGCAACUUCGCUGCCGUUCCAAUUUUUUAUCGUGCGACAUGGCAAGGCUAAGGGCGUGACUCUGAUUACACGCAUUUCCCAUUGCCAGUAUGACGGAAUUUCCCUUCAAUCUUUCCUCACGGCACUUGUCCAAGUUUACCAAACCGGCUCCAGCGCUUUUGGGCCCAACUUUUCCAUCUUUCUUUCCUAUGCCUCACAGCAACGCUCCAAGUCUAUUGCCUACUGGCGCGACGUCCUACAGGGCGCCCGGUUAACACAGCUAAGUUCCUCGGUACACCCCGAAACAGCAGCCCUCAGGGAAGAAGCGAAAACCAUCAAACUGGAAGCCCAGGUUGAUAUAUCGCUGUUGCCAGCCAAUAUCACUGCUGCAACCCUAGCCAGCUCCGCGUGGGCUGUCGUGCUCUCCCGUGUCACAGGGUCGACCGACGUUGUGUUUAGACACCUCGUAUCCGGGCGCAACGCUCCCAUUGACGGGAUUGAAACAAUGGCGGGACCGUGCUUCAACUAUAUCCCGAUAUCAUCGACCAUUGCACACGCUGGCCAGGCGGCUCAAAAUUCGAUUCUACUGUUCAACACCAAAACGUCGAUGAAGCGCCUGAGAUUGGAACUGCCAACGCCAGGUCCCGCUUAG